AUGGUCCUGGAUGACAGAUACGUUCCGUACAUGCAGAUGGCUGGUCUUUACCAUCUUGCAAGGCUGAACGAUAGAUGGUUCCGGUUGGACGAGGCCCUUGUCAGUGCGUUUGUUGAGCGAUGGCGUCCGAAGACUCACACGUUUCAUAUGCCGUUCGGAGAAUGCACGAUCACACUGCAGGACGUGGCAUACCAGCUGGGUUUGCCAGUGGACGGGCGUUACGUCAGCGGCUGCCUAUCAGAGUUCCAUAUAUACAUCGAGGGUGGCCGUCCAGCCUGGGUUUGGUUCGAGGAGUUGCUUGGAGUGGUACCUUCUCCUAGCCAGGUUCAGAAGUACGCGGUCAACUGCAGCUGGUUUCAGGAGACGUUUGGUGAGUGCCCGGAGGGAGCUGAUGAGGAUACUGUGCGUCGUUAUGCCCGUGCGUACAUCAUGAUGUUGUUGGGCACACAGCUUUUUGCGGACAAGUCGGGCAACCGGGUUCAGAUCAGAUGGCUUCCAUUUGUAGCUAGGCUGGAGGAGAUGGGGACCUACAGCUGGGGUUCUGCAGCACUGGCAUGGUUGUACCGGUGCAUGUGCCGUGUGGCGAACAGAAAUGUUAUCAAGCUAGCGGGCCCACUUCAGCUACUUCAGUCAUGGAUUUUCUGGCGAUUUCCUCGGUUUAGGCCUGCAGGAUUUGAGACGUUCAGCUGGCCAUUGGCCUCGAGGUGGUCAGGUUACAUCCCUUCCAGUAGCGAGAAGGGUCCUAGAGUUCAGACGUGGAAGCUCUGGAUAGACCGGUUGCAGGAUAGAGAGUUUACCUGGAUGCCGUACAGUAGCCCCGACGUACUUCAGGUCGUGCAUCCCGAGGUUUUGGAGCCUCGGCAUAUGGUGCUGUGGCGGUCUGUUACAUCCCUUAUCUACUUUGCCGUCAUAGAGUGGCAUCAAGUAGAUAGGGUUCUUCCGCAGUUUGGAGGGGUGCAGCCCCGUCCACAGGCCGCCCUGAACAUCGACUUUCUGAUGUUGAAGAACGGCAGAGGCGGCGAUCGAUGA
Messenger RNA from Arachis ipaensis, 1029 nucleotides. Lineage: Eukaryota; Viridiplantae; Streptophyta; Magnoliopsida; Fabales; Fabaceae. The record is from RefSeq and is a predicted model, not a curated record.